AGCAACUGGUCAUGGUCGAGCUAUCAGGAAUUAUUGAUUCAGACUUCUUAGAAAAAUGUGAAAACAAGUGCAAGAUUUUGGGAAUAGAGACAGAGAGGCCCAUUUUACAAGUGGACAGAUAUGUAUUUGCAGGAGAAUAUGAAGAUACCUUGGGAACCUGUGUGGUUUUUGAAGAAAACACAGAGCAAGAUGCAGAAGGCAACCAAAAAGUGCAGCUGAAAUACAAGUGCCACACAGUGAAGAAGUUGAACAUGACACGGACCCUUCUGACAGAAAAGAAGGAAGGAGAAGAGAAUGUUGGUGGAGUAGAGUGGUUGCAGAUCAAGGACAGAGAUUUUUCCUACAGCAGGCUUAAUAUGAUUUGCAGUUUUUUGCCUGAAAAGGAUGAUUCUGAGGAGUCAGCUCAGGCCCAAGAUAAAUUGACUGAAGAGUCAGAGGGAGAGGUGAGCAGCAAAGGAAAUUCUAACAUGAACUGUGACCUGGAAAAACAGCACACCUUGGAAAUAGAUGCCCCUAUUCCUCUGCCUGACAGCUCUGCUUCUGGGGCAGAGGAAUCUCCUUCUGGAAAUGCUGCCUCAGAGGAUGUACCUCCAUGAUAUUAACUCUGAUCUUUUCAGGGUUUCUUCAUGGAACUAAUGGGCCAACUUUUAUAGGCCAUGACAUGGCUUCCACUUUGUCUGAAAAAUGAAUAGUGGAAAAACAGACAUUAUGUUCUUGUGCUAUGCUUUUGUGUUUGAGUUACAGUGGGAAGGGCUUAAGUGUUUUUUAAAAUUACUGACUGAAAAUGUAUGUAUCCCUACCUCAAAACUGAACAAGUGGAAAUGGUUACAUAAUUAAAAGAAACUCCUACCUUACAAAAAUGUUGAUAUAUUGUACAGUCUCAAACAGUUUGGAAAAACAAAGAAACACCAUUGUUUAAAAUAAAGUCCUGAAUUUUUCAAGUAUAGCUUCACCUUGUGUGUCGUAUUCAGCCACAUAUUCUGUCUGUUCUUGUACUGCAAUUAUUGAAAGAAAAGAAAUCAAAUAAGUGUGGCUUUUAUUGAAUGUUUGAAUACUCACCAAACUGCUUAGUUUAGAUUCUCUCUAGUGUCCUUUGUCUCCUUGAUGGGCUUUAGAAGUCUUUCAUGUGGGAAGGGACUUUAUGGGGUCUCUUAUCUAGCUUCCUAUGUAAAAGAGGCUCAACACUGAAAUUCAGGGCAAGUUGGUCAGGGCUUUGUCCACUCAAGUCUUGAAAACCCCUGCAAACUUGUCAGCAAAUUAAAUCCAGGUCUUAAAAGAGGCAUCUGUCACGCUGCUUCCCCCAUUUUCUGUAUAAUAUAAUGUGCGUUAUACAAAAGGAAGUGUAGCCUGUUUUUCUUUUUCCUCAUAGCAACUUCUUGGUUCUAAUCUUCCUCUCUGGCAUUUUUCUGAAGCGUUUUAUACCUUUAUAUAUGGGGUCCUGUGCCCAUGCAUCAGUGGUUCCCAGACUAGUCCAUGUGACUGUAUUGUGGUGUCUAGCUAGUCUGUGGGUUGAUACUGCUACAUUAUUUAUACUGCCACACACUGUUCUGUAGCACAGUUGAGUGUGUGGUGCACUCAGGAUAAUGUUUUCAAAAGCACAACAAUUUUAGAACAUAAAACAUUUCUCUCUGA
Messenger RNA from Ficedula albicollis (Collared flycatcher), 1632 nucleotides. It is a transcript of the gene GTF3C6, whose product is annotated as general transcription factor IIIC subunit 6. The transcript has 5 exons. The record is from RefSeq and is a predicted model, not a curated record. Gene Ontology annotation, cellular component: transcription factor TFIIIC complex. The coding region runs from base 12 to 596 and encodes 194 amino acids. Gene Ontology annotation, biological process: transcription by RNA polymerase III. NCBI's taxonomy places the organism in Eukaryota, Metazoa, Chordata, Aves, Passeriformes, Muscicapidae.